GCCGCGGCCGCGCUGCCUGCAGCAGCAGCAGCAGCGGCAGCAGCAGCGGCAGCAGCAGCUGCUCCUCCCCGGCGGCCGCCCCCCGCGGGUCCCUCCCUGGUUGCGGGAGAGACAGAGGUAGAGGGAGGACACAGCGCCGCGCCGCCCGCACCGGAGACCUUCGCCUCGAUCUGCCGGCUCCUCAACCUCUGGGAGGAACAUGGAUAAUCUCAGUGAUACCUUGAAGAAGCUGAAGAUAACAGCUGUUGACAGAACUGAUGACAGUUUAGAAGGAUGCUUGGAUUGUCUCCUUCAAGCCUUGGCUCAAAAUAAUACAGAAACAAGUGAAAAAAUCCAAGGAAGUGGCAUACUUCACCUGUUUUCAAGUCUGUUGAUUCCACAGUCUUCCUGCACAGCCAAAGUAGCUAACAUCAUAGCAGAACUAGCCAAAAAUGAAUUUAUGCGAAUUCCUUGUGUGGAUGCUGGAUUGAUUUCACCACUGGUGCAGCUGCUGAACAGCAAAGACCAGGAAGUGCUGCUGCAAACGGGCAGGGCUCUAGGAAACAUAUGUUACGAUAGCCAUGAGGGCAGAAGUGCAGUUGACCAAGCAGGUGGUGCACAGAUUGUAGUUGACCAUUUAAGGUCACUGUGCAGUAGAACAGAUCCCGCCAAUGAGAAGCUCUUGACUGUCUUUUGUGGCAUGCUGAUGAACUAUAGCAAUGAGAAUGAUUCACUUCAAGCUCAGCUCAUCAACAUGGGUGUUAUUCCUACCUUAGUUAAAUUACUGGGCAUCCACUGCCAAAAUGCAGCUCUUACAGAAAUGUGUCUUGUUGCGUUUGGCAAUUUAGCAGAACUUGAGUCAAGUAAAGAACAGUUUGCCAGUACAAACAUUGCUGAAGAACUGGUAAAACUCUUCAAGAAACAAAUAGAACAUGAUAAGAGAGAAAUGAUUUUUGAAGUCCUUGCUCCGUUGGCAGAAAAUGAUGCUAUUAAGCUACAGCUGGUUGAAGCAGGCCUGGUAGAGUGUCUACUAGAGAUUGUUCAGCAGAAAGUGGAUAGUGACAAAGAGGAGGAUAUUGCUGAGCUCAAAACUGCUUCAGAUCUAAUGGUUUUAUUACUUCUUGGAGAUGAAUCCAUGCAGAAAUUAUUUGAAGGAGGAAAGGGUAAUGUGUUUCAAAGAGUCCUGUCUUGGAUUCCAUCAAAUAACCACCAGCUACAGCUUGCUGGAGCCUUGGCAAUUGCAAAUUUUGCCAGAAAUGAUGGAAAUUGUAUCCAUAUGGUAGACAAUGGAAUUGUAGAGAAACUGAUGGAUUUACUGGACAGACAUGUGGAAGAUGGGAAUGUAACUGUGCAACAUGCAGCGCUAAGUGCCCUCAGAAACCUCGCCAUUCCAGUUGUAAAUAAAGCAAAGAUGUUAUCAGCUGGAGUCACAGAGGCAGUUUUAAAAUUCCUUAAAUCUGAAAUGCCCCCAGUUCAGUUCAAACUUCUGGGAACAUUAAGAAUGUUAAUAGAUGCACAAGCAGAAGCUGCUGAACAACUGGGAAAGAAUGUUAAGUUAGUGGAGCGUUUGGUGGAGUGGUGCGAAGCCAAAGAUCACGCUGGUGUCAUGGGGGAGUCGAACAGGCUGCUCUCUGCCCUCAUACGACACAGUAAAUCAAAAGAUGUAAUUAAAACCAUUGUACAAAGUGGUGGCAUCAAGCAUCUAGUUACCAUGGCAACUAGUGAACAUGUAAUAAUGCAGAAUGAAGCCCUUGUUGCUUUGGCACUAAUAGCAGCUUUAGAAUUGGGCACUGCUGAGAAAGAUCUAGAAAGUGCUAAACUUGUACAGAUUUUACACAGACUACUAGCAGAUGAGAGAAGUGCUCCUGAAAUCAAGUAUAAUUCCAUGGUCCUGAUCUGUGCUCUCAUGGGAUCUGAAUCCCUACACAAGGAAGUUCAGGAUUUGGCCUUUCUAGAUGUUGUAUCCAAACUUCGCGGUCAUGAGAACAAAAGCGUUGCUCAACAGGCCUCUCUCACAGAGCAGAGACUUGCUGUGGAAAGCUGAGAUCCGCCCCUCCCUGCUACAUCUCUGACUUUCCCUUUGUCCUCCAUCCAGCUGCCUCUUCUGCUUCAUUCUCCUCCACAUCACUUGUGCAUGCGUGUAAUGUUCCAGUACCAAUUGAAGAACUGCUGUAGGUACCUGCCCAAUAAGAUUUCUAAACCCACAGUUAGUGUGAACAUGAAUUUGUCAAAGGCAAGUCUCCACCCAUAACUGUUUUCUUGUGUUCCUGUUGCUUGAGCUACACGGAGUAGAAUGUGCAUGUUGUAGUCCUCUGAUGAUGUAAACUUGGUACCACAUGAUGACUUGCUCCUCAUCCUUGGUAAACUACAUAAUAAUGUACUGGUAAAUUAGAAACAAAUAAGAAUGCAGCAGGACCCAACCAGCUUGUGAAAGAUGGAAUUGAAUCGUAAAAAGAGCUCCAUUUAUUGGUGCUUGGAAAGCACAGUGACCAAAAAAAACCUGGAUGGCUGCUCAUUCAUUCGUCUUACCUACUAAUGUCAAACUCAUGGUACCUAGAGUUAAAUAAAAUCCAGUGCUCUUACUCUUUACCCUAUGGUUUCUCCUUCUUCCUAUGUAGACUCUUGAAACGGCCACAAAUGGGGCAAGACUUCCUGAGCUUGUCUUAUUUCAUAUUUAAUUGGCCAUCAUCAGUAGCCUGAUGUUAAAAACCUUUGUAGUCUUCAGCGUGAAACAAAGGGGUCGAAGACUAUUACACUAGGACAUCUUGUUUUUCACCUGUAUUUUAGAUUCUGAUAUAUGUGUAGUUCAACUCAGAAUUCCUUCCAUCAAAUUAAUCAGCAUUGUCCAACACUUGUCUGUCAAAGUCACUUGGUAUUUGUUUUCAUCCGAGAAAGUUGAGUACAUCAUUAGAGAAUGGAUUUUUUCUUUUCCUCAUUCAGCCUAAAAGCGAGACGUUUCCUCAGUCUUAGCCCUUUUAUAUCUUAUAUUAGGACUAGCAGGACAUAUGAAAAGAGAUUAAGAAAUGUUUGUCAAGACUAAAGAAAGGAAGCAGGUUCUAAAAGCCAUAACAGCCAGUCCAGUUUGCUCUGCAUAUGGCCUCAUACCAGUAGCUGUUAGAGUUUCCCACCUUCACUUUCCACAGAGAACUGCAGUCAGUCUCAAAGUCUGUCCAUCAGAAAAGUGACAGUGCCACGACUCAAGAGCUGAGACGAUCCCUUUGGCAAAUGUAGAAUACUCUUCACUGCCACUGCCACCGCCACUACCAAAUGGGGUUUUUAGAGCUUUGAAACACAAUCUUUGUAAAAUAAUCAGAACAUCCCUGUGACUCACCUGCCUUCUCCCCAGGCCCAAGUUUGGCAAAUACUGGCUGAAAGGUAAGAUGGGCUCCCUCCUCUCCAGCAUGAGAUGCUGCACAGCUUCACGGGUGACCGAAGUUGGACUUUUGACUCUGAAAUAGCUAUGAUUCAGAGAAGUUAAAAUCCUAGUGGGGGGCAGAGAACCUUUUUAACUGUUCCCUUUGAUGCCAAGAAAGGGACUAUUAUUGUGAAUGCUUAUGCUACACGUACUGUAAGAAUGAUCUUGUCUAUUGUCUUCUCCUGGGAUGGACGGUGGACUAUAUUUUAUUAUAGGUUUUGAAAGACGUCUGUAAUGUUGCAUAAUAGGCUGUCCAUAUUAAUAUCUAAAUAAAUAGUAUAUUAAACUGUAA
Molecule: messenger RNA, 3686 nt
Organism: Phacochoerus africanus (Common warthog)
Lineage: Eukaryota; Metazoa; Chordata; Mammalia; Artiodactyla; Suidae
Gene: RAP1GDS1
Product: Rap1 GTPase-GDP dissociation stimulator 1
Exons: 15
Coding region: 200-2023 (607 amino acids)
Biological process (GO): positive regulation of GTPase activity
Cellular component (GO): cytosol
Molecular function (GO): protein binding; guanyl-nucleotide exchange factor activity
Source: RefSeq, a predicted model, not a curated record